Messenger RNA from Acyrthosiphon pisum (pea aphid), 522 nucleotides. RefSeq names its product protein ANTAGONIST OF LIKE HETEROCHROMATIN PROTEIN 1-like. The transcript has a single exon. The record is from RefSeq and is a predicted model, not a curated record. Lineage: Eukaryota; Metazoa; Arthropoda; Insecta; Hemiptera; Aphididae. The coding region runs from base 1 to 522 and encodes 173 amino acids.
AUGAAAACUAUUUCGUUCAGCUAUCGUUUAGGUCUUUCUACUGUAUACCAAAUCAUCAUAGAAGUAUGUUAUGCAAUUAUUGAAAUUGUUAUGCUAGAAGUUAUGCCUGUUCCAACGGAACAAAAGUGGAAAGAAAUCGCAUCAGAGUUUUGGACUUGCUGGGACUUCCCCAAUUGUUUAGGUGCUAUCGAUGGCAAACAUGUUACAAUCCAAGCUCCUCCUAAUAGUGGAUCACAAUAUUUUUGUUAUAAAAAAACAUUUUCUAUAGUCUUAUUAGCAUUAGUUGAUGCUCAUUAUAAUUUUAUAGCUGUAGAUAUGGAAAGUUUUGGUAAAAAUAGUGAUGGAGGCAUCAUGGCUCAUUCAAAAUUAGGGAAAGCUCUUGAUCAAAAUAAACUGAAUGUACCACCAAAAGAAGCGUUGCCAGGAACUACAAAUGAUGUACCGUACGUUAUUGUAGGCGAUGAAGCCUUCCCAUUAAAAACGUAUUUACUGAGACUAUAUCCCGCAAAACAGCUAGAUUGA